Messenger RNA from Condylostylus longicornis, 768 nucleotides. RefSeq names its product chymotrypsin BI-like. Gene Ontology annotation, biological process: proteolysis. NCBI's taxonomy places the organism in Eukaryota, Metazoa, Arthropoda, Insecta, Diptera, Dolichopodidae. Bases 1 to 768 code for a protein of 255 amino acids. The transcript is spliced from 5 exons. Gene Ontology annotation, molecular function: serine-type endopeptidase activity. The record is from RefSeq and is a predicted model, not a curated record.
AUGUAUCCGCGCCCAAAAAUAAUUAGAGGGAUUGAAGCUGCCAGUAACAUGUUUCCGUAUCAAGUUGCUUUAACAAUGCUUACACCAUCACACCAAUUUGUAAGUUGUGGUGGUUCAUUAAUUCAUAAAUCAUGGGUUCUUACGGCAGCACAUUGUCUGGAUGAAUUCGUGGAAAUUGAAGUAAUUUUAGGAGCACAUAAUAGAAAAAAUCCACGUGAGCCAACACAACAACGAUUUAAAGUUUAUCCAAGGAAUUUUAUAAUUCAUUCAAAUUCUCCAUCAGCAGAUAUUGGUUUAAUAAGAUUACCAGCACCAGCCGUAUUGAAUAAAGCUGUAAGACCGAUACAAUUACCUUGUUUUAAUGAUGUGAGAAAAAAUUAUGUCGGAAAUACUGUUAUUGUCUCUGGUUGGGGACAAACAAAAGAUGAAUCAAAUAGUAUUGCAAGUCUAUUAAAAUAUGCUGUUUCUAAAAUAAUUCCUAAUAGAGAAUGUACUAAUAUUUAUGAAGAAUUUUUUAACGCAUUAGAAAUUCCAGAAAGAAACAUUUUUUGUGCAAAAGGAAUUUCUGAUAGUUCAGUGUGUAGUGGUGAUUCUGGCGGACCAUUAGUUUCAUUAAAUUCUGAUGCUAAACCUGAUAAAUUAAUUGGUGUUAUUUCAUUUGCUAUGGUCGGUCAAUGUGCAAAAAAUUUUCCACAAGGUUUUACUAGAGUCGAUACAUUUUUGAGAUGGAUUAAUGAAAAAACACGUGGGGAUGUACAAAUAUGCUGA